ACCCCGCUUGCUGCUAGCGGAGUUAGCUCGGCGGCUAGGAGAGAAGGUAGCCCGCAGCGCCGUAAGGACGACCUAACUUACACAAAUUUUACCCAAAGCAAGACAUUUUACUCGUACAGGUCGUGGUGAGUAUUUUGUUCCCAGCUAUUUUUCAUUUUUCCCUUUUUGUUUUGUUUUUGGAUUUUUUUUCCACCGAGCCUUUUUCAAGCAGAGCGGGCUGUUGCUAGCUGCUUGCUAGCGAGUUAGCUGGCCAAGAGACGCUGCUUUUGGAUGCACAGUAGCGCCAUUUCCUUUCUUUUUCACGCAAAUACGAUUGUCUUAUUUUUGCGAUAAGUGCAGUGGAGACUUUUCGACACCGGAGCCCAUUUGUUUGGCUGGAUUUUUAUCAUGUUAGAGCUACGCAUAGCCGUUAGAGCCAUGAGUCAUUCAAGAUUGUCGACCCGACCGAGUUUUGCAGGGUUUUUUUCGAACUCUUGAACUGGUGCUGUUGAGAUGUGAAGUGCACGGUUCUGUAUUUUUCCAUUGAUGGUUGGAUAACGUUAGCCAAGCUAGCUGGAGCCCUCCAGGGUGGCGCCGGGCCUGUGUUGCACACUCUCACCUCGGGGUGGCGCUGUCCUGGCGUGUGAGUUGAGGAUGGUUUAGUCCCAAAAUCACGAGGGGCGCAGGUGAAGGUCCAGACACCAGCCCAAACUGAAGCCCACAGUGUCACAGCUCAGACAGACGACAGCCCUGCACACAGACGCUAUGGAUCGCUCGCAGACCUCCAGCCUGAUGGCCAGCAGCAACAUCACCAACAAGACCGACCCGCGCUCGCUCAACUCCCGGGUCUUCAUCGGCAACCUGAACACCGUGCUGGUCACCAAGGGCGACGUGGAGGCCAUCUUCUCCAAGUACGGCAAGAUCGUGGGCUGCUCCGUCCACAAGGGCUACGCCUUCGUGCAGUACCUGAACGAGCGGAACGCCCGUGCCGCCGUCGCCGGGGAGGACGGUCGCAUGAUCGUGGGACAAGUGCUGGACAUCAAUCUGGCUGGAGAGCCCAAACCGCACCGGUCUAAAACCACCAAAAGGUCAGCCGGGGACAUGUACAGCAGCAGCUCCUCGUUUGACCUGGACUACGACUUCCAGAGAGACUACUACGACAGAAUGUAUUCCUACCCCUCCCGCGUGCCGGCCCCCCCGCCCCCGCUGUCCCGGGCCGUGAUCCCGUCCAAGCGCCCGCGGGUCAGCAUCAGCGGCGGCGGGAGCAGCCGGAGAACCAAGAGCAGCUUCUCCUCCUCGUCCAAGAGCAGCCAGAGGACCUCGUCCAGAACCAUGAAGAUGGACGAGCUGCAGACCAUCAAGCGCGAGCUGAGUCAGAUCAAGAACAAGGUGGACGACCUGCUGCAGAGUCUGGAGCGGAUGGAGAAGGACCACAGCAAGAAGUCUGAGAGCAAGAGUAUGAAGACGGAGCCUGGAGAAGUGACAUCGCCGCCUCAUUCAGGCAGCAAGGACGACGGCCUGAAGAGAGAGCGCAACAGUCAGGAGCUGAACGACUCCGAGGAAGGAGAGGAGAUCGACGAGGAAGAGGAGGAGGGAGACCUGCUGGAGGAGGAAGAGAUAAAGGCGGACGAUGACGACGAGGAGGAAGAGGAAGGUGAGCACGUGGACGGAGACGACAGCAUCAACGGCGAGGACGACUCGUAAUCCGGAAGGAGGCGUGCGGCGCCCUCUGGUCUCUCAGUAGGAACUGGCACUCCUGUUUUAAUCUUUCCCGUCGACCCCACACGAGCAUGACGCACCGACACGCACACUUCCUUCAUCCCAAACCUCGAGGAUGCCGUCGUUAGCUUCUCUUUUAACAAGCCGCUAUUACCAAGUCAGCGUGUCGACGCUCUGUCGGCCAUUUUGAUUUUAGUCUGUUGGGUUUUCUCUCAUGGAGUUUGUUUGUUGUGUGUCAUUGUGUGUCUUUGUCGGUUUUUUAUACUACACAUCUCCGUUUAACUGUAAAGGAAUAAAUUGCAAUAAAAUAAUUAAAAUUCCAGAA
Messenger RNA from Synchiropus splendidus (mandarinfish), 2023 nucleotides. It is a transcript of the gene hnrnpca, whose product is annotated as heterogeneous nuclear ribonucleoprotein C. The transcript is spliced from 9 exons. The record is from RefSeq and is a predicted model, not a curated record. Gene Ontology annotation, molecular function: RNA binding. Bases 745 to 1683 code for a protein of 312 amino acids. NCBI's taxonomy places the organism in Eukaryota, Metazoa, Chordata, Actinopteri, Syngnathiformes, Callionymidae. Gene Ontology annotation, cellular component: nucleus.